AUGACUGCUCAAACUUAUGCUACUUUGAACCGCACUGGCGACAAGAUGCCUCUUGUUGGCUUCGGCUGUUGGAAGGUUUCCCCUGAGGAUGCUGAAGCUACCAUCUACAAUGCUAUCAAGUCCGGUUACCGUUUGAUUGAUGGUGCUGCUGAUUACGGUAAUGAAGUCGAGGUGGGACGUGGUAUCAACAAGGCCAUCAAGGAAGGUAUUGUUACCAGAGAAGAGGUUUUCGUUGUCACCAAGCUCUGGAACACUUAUCACAACAAGGAUAGACUUCGUGAUGCUUUUGAUAAGCAAUUAAAGGAUCUCGGUUUGGAUUAUGUUGAUUUGUACUUGAUUCACUUCCCUGUUCCCUUGAAGCACGUUGACAUUAACCAAGCCUAUCCUCCUGGCUGGUACCAACCCAACAAGACCGAGAUUGAAUUCGAGCCUUCUCCUAUGCAUGAAUGCUGGCACGAGAUGGAAAAGUUGGUUGAAGCCAAGUUGGCUCGCAACAUUGGUAUCUCCAACUUCAACGUUCAACUCAUCUUGGAUUUAUUGACUUAUGCCAAGAUCAAGCCUGCAGUUUUGCAAGUUGAACUCCAUCCUUAUCUCCAACAAAGCCGUAUGGUUACUUGGGUCCAAUCUCAAGGUAUCCAAAUCACUGCCUACUCUUCUUUUGGCCCUGCUUCAUUCGUUGAUCUGACCAAUGAUGGUAAGACUGCUGCUCCCUUGCUCGAACAUGCCACCAUCAAGGAGAUCGCCAACAAGCACAACAAGACUACUGGCCAAGUCUUGCUCCGUUGGUCCACUGAGAGAAACAUUGCUGUCAUUCCCAAGAGUACCAACCAAGAGCGCAUCAAGUCUAACCUCGAUAUCUUUUCUUGGUCUUUGGAUAAGGAGGACAUGGAUAAGAUUGCUUCUCUUGAAAAGGGCUUGAGAUUCAACGAUCCCUACAGCUAUAACUUCAACUUGCCCUUGUUCAACUAG
Messenger RNA from Mucor velutinosus, 969 nucleotides. RefSeq lists its product as uncharacterized. Lineage: Eukaryota; Fungi; Mucoromycota; Mucoromycetes; Mucorales; Mucoraceae. Gene Ontology annotation, molecular function: aldose reductase (NADPH) activity. The transcript is spliced from 3 exons. Gene Ontology annotation, cellular component: cytosol. The coding region runs from base 1 to 969 and encodes 322 amino acids. The record is from RefSeq and is a predicted model, not a curated record.